Molecule: messenger RNA, 2191 nt
Organism: Mercurialis annua (annual mercury)
Lineage: Eukaryota; Viridiplantae; Streptophyta; Magnoliopsida; Malpighiales; Euphorbiaceae
Product: endoglucanase 21-like
Exons: 6
Coding region: 291-2090 (599 amino acids)
Biological process (GO): carbohydrate metabolic process
Molecular function (GO): hydrolase activity, hydrolyzing O-glycosyl compounds
Source: RefSeq, a predicted model, not a curated record
UUCAUUAAAUUUUUAAUUUUAUAUAUUAUAUAUAAAAAAUAUUUUGGCCCCUUAGUUUCUUCUAGCAGUAAGAAGUUUCCUAUACGGACAAAAUACAAAAUGAAUUGCAUUGUAAAAUCCGUUAAACUGUUAUUCUUCGAUGUUCCUAAUCCUUCCACCAACAUAUUCCUAGUCUCUCCUCAGCAUGCAAUUCAUUUCUCUUCUUAUUUUUAUACAGCAGCAACAGAUGACCUGAUAAUUUAAUCUACUUUCUAUUUCCAUUUUCCGUCAAAAUCAAAACUUCAACAUCCAUGUCAAGUUCAAGUUCAGGUGUAAAUCAUAAUCCUGUAGAGUAUGUUCACUCAAUUUCCCAAGCAGGAAGGCUUCUUCCUUCAGCUAGCCAAUGGAAAACCAACUCUAACUAUGAUUCCCUUCCUUCUCCCUACUCUAAAUCUUUCGAAUACGAGCUUCUUAUUUCUGAUAAAAAGUACUUCAAUCGAUUUCUUUGCAUUUCAGUCACCGUAGUUUUGCUCAUAGUAGCUAUCGUUUUAUUAGUACAUUUCUUGCCUCACAAGAAUCAGCGCCAUGGAAGGUCCAAGAAUCUGACACUUGCUCUGAGCCAGGCUCUCUUGUUCUUUGACGCCCAGAAAUCUGGAAAUUAUCCCAGCAAUAGUCCUGUGAAAUUCAGAGGAGAUUCGGGAUUGCAGGAUGGAGACUCUGUACCUGGUGGCCUUGUGGGUGGCUUCUAUGAUUCUGGCAAUAAUAUCAAGUUCAGUUUCACAACGGCUUACACCAUUACCCUCUUAAGUUGGACUGUGAUCGAGUAUCAUCAGAAAUAUUCUGAAAUAGGUGAACUUGAUCAUGUUAAGGACAUUAUCAGGUGGGGAAGUGAUUAUUUGCUUCAGGUUUUUGUUCCACCAAAUUCGAGUUCAGAUUCCAUUACAAUAUAUUCUCAGGCAAGAUACGUUUACAUCCAAGUUGGAGGUGAUAAUGAUAGAAAUUGCUGGCAAAGACCUGAAGAUAUGAGCUAUACAAGGCCUGUUUCAUCUUGUAAUAGCACAGCUUCUGAUCUAGCAGGAGAAAUCGUGGCAGCAUUAUCAGCAGCAUCAAUAGUGUUUGAAGAAGAUAAUGCUUACUCGAAACAACUAGUCGAAACAGCCGAGAUUUUGUUUAAGGCUUCAACUAAGAAUGAUAUGGAUCAUGGACAAGGAACUUAUACGAGUUCUGAAACUUGUGGAGGACAGGCAAGAAUGUUUUAUAGCUCAUCGGGUUUCAAAGAUGAACUGCUCUGGGGAGGAACUUGGUUGUUCUUUGCUACUGGGAAUAAUUCUUAUCUACAGUAUGCUAUGGAUCAUUUUCGAGCAGCAGAGGAAGAGGAAACAAUGUCUGAGAAAGGAAUUUUCUCUUGGAACAACAAGCUUACUGCUAAUCUGAUUCUGAUGGCGAGAAUUCUAUACUUUCGCGAUCUGGGUUUUCCGUUUGGAGAAGGAUUAGGAUCUUCAUCAAAUGCCACAAAUUUACUCAUCUGUUCUUAUCUUUCGCAGGAAUCAUUUGAUCGAACAUCAGGUGGACUAAUACUCUUAAAUCCUGAUGAUCAUGAUGGACCGAUCAAGUUUGCUGCAACAGCAUCUUUCCUCUCUAAACUAUAUAGUGACUAUCUUGAACUUCAACUAAGAUCAGGAAUCAAAUGCAAUUCUGAUGACUUUUCCCUUGAAAUGUUGAGAAAUUUCGCCAGGUCUCAGGUAAAUUAUAUUUUAGGAGAUAAUCCUAGAAAAAUGAGCUACAUGGUUGGGUUCGGAAACCAUUAUCCGACCCAUGUUCAUCACCGGGCUGCCUCGAUCCCGUGGGACGGUCGAAGCUACAGUUGUCAAGAGGGAGAAAGAUGGUUGCAGUCUAAAGAUCAAAACCCUAAUAUCCUCUAUGGUGCCAUGGUUUCAGGACCGGAUAACUUUGAAAAUUUCCUCAACGAAAGAGAUCAACCACGGUUCACUCAACCAAGUCUAGCUAGCAAUGCAGGUCUAGUUGCAGCACUUGUGGCCCUUCAUGACUCAAAUGUCUUUAGUUUAGGCAUAGACCCAAAUGGAAUUUUUCAAAAGAUUGAUUCUCCUUGAAAGUGAAAGGAACAGAGAUUACAGAUUCUGAAUGCUAAGUGUAACUGUUUGGUCAAGAAUUGCAAAUUCUUGACAUUUUUUAAGCUCAAAACUUUCAAGAA